Molecule: messenger RNA, 2886 nt
Organism: Pelagomonas calceolata
Lineage: Eukaryota; Pelagophyceae; Pelagomonadales; Pelagomonadaceae
Source: the annotation of a GenBank genome assembly
AUGCUUGCAGCACUCGGCCGAUUGGUAGGGGGCACUCAGACGCCGGAGACGCGGCGCGGGACGGGCCGCUGGCAAUCUACACCUGUCGUCGGUGCCUGGACGUGCCUCGACUGCGACAAACUAUUUCACGGCUCAAAGAUCGCAGCUCUUGUCGCGGGCGGCCGCGUCUGCCAUACUUGCAAAAGGAGACGAAACGAUGAUUUGCCGCCGUUGAACGAGCGCAAAACUGACCGGUGUUUAUGCUGCGCGUCGCCUACGGACGUUUUUUUCCUGGGUCCUGAUGGCAAAGAUACGGCGUGCCGGUCGUGCCACAACCGCUGGAAUGCAGGACUGGACCCCCUCGAUCCUCCGGACGCAACCUACUGCAUCAAAUGUGGAUGCGGGAUGGACGCGGACCCAGGGAUUAGGAUCAGCAAUUUUGAAUGGAAUGGUGAGAUGAUCAUCGGCUGCCAGUCCUGCCGCUCAGCUUUGGCUAGAUAUGGCGCCCCGUCCGCCGCGCGCGUUGAAAGAUUUGGCGGCCCGACGCCGGCGAAGAAAGCUGCUUUAGCGAAGGCCAUAGAGGCCCGGGCGCUCGAGGUGGAGAAGCUCCGCGCAGACUUCUUCCGCGCCACCGAAGCCGAGGCCGAAGCGGAGGAGGAGGCCCAGGCCGACGCGGCCGACGCGGAGGCCGCGUUCCGAGACGAAGUCCUCGACGACGACGAGUGCGCCGAGGCGUCGAAAUUAGCGAGCGGUCGGUCGGUCGCCGAGCGGAUAAUGGGCGUGGGUCGGCCUGAAGUCGUCGCCGUCGGCCAACGCAUCGAGCAGCGCCGCAACUAUAGGGGCGCGCUCGGUAGAAUUGAGUUCAAAGUUGGCCAUAUAGUGCAGGCGUUGACAAAGAAUGUCGAGGAGCAGUGCUUGGUGAGCGUGUCGUCGGUCAACGGCGACGAUGCCGCCCGGCACGACGCGUGGAGGUGUGUCAUCUGCGGCGACCCGGACCACAGCGCGUUGAAGGGCGAACGCUUCCUUGUCCCGGGUCUGCCUGACCUCGUCUGCAAGGGCUGUGCUUUGGACGCGCAGACUGCGGCGCCCGCGCCCCAGCGCCGGGUCGAUACGACUGGUGCGCUCCGGCUCCGUCCUUUAGAUGAUGACGCGGAUCUGAUCGAAGCCACGACGUCUGGCGGUGUGUUGUAUGAUGGCGCCCCGCCGUCGGGUGACUUAGCUUUAGAAGCUUCGAGGGUUCUUGCGGGCGCGGACCACGCCCGGAAGAUCAACAAACUACGCGCCGAUGUCGUGAAUGCAGUUGGACUCCCGAAGGCGAACCACGAGGCCACGACGCGGACGUUUGCUAUAGCUCGGCCCCUCGGCGCCGGCCUGACGGACCGCUCCGUCGUCGUGGCGUCCUCCAAAGACCGCGAGGCGGCCGACGCGGUCGGCUCGCAUAUCUUUUUGAGGUGCGUCGCGGCCGCUUGCAAGAGAGAGGCCUUCACGGCCGAAGCUGUCGCGCCUUUGAUGGACGCUAUCGAGGACGGCGUGCCCAUGAACGAGGAGGUGCGCGACUUCCUCGGCGAUAAUUGUAAAGAAGUCGCCGCGGCCUGGGCGCGCGUCGCGUGCUCGCGGCGGAACAGACGCGUCGCGCACCACGUGUUCUCCGAGGCUAGUUUGCGUGUUUGGUGGCACGCCGAGCAGAGAGCCGCCAUCACGGUCGCGUUGCGCGACGGCGCGACGGGCUUCGAGGCGGUCUCGCUCCACCAGGAGUGCUGUGGGUUCUGCGCGGCGUCCUUUUCGGCGCUCGGCGCCGUCACUAGCAAAGGCGCGAUCCCGGCUUGGGCGCUGCCUCCAAUGGUAGGGCCGCGUCACCGGCACAGCCUGAUCGCCGUGCAGUACAACGGCGUCCAGGAGGAGCGCUGCGUGGAGUGCGCCGCGUGGCGGGUGCUCCCGGCGGGCGUCUCUUUUGAGGAAGGGACGUUCGCGUGUCACAAGCUUCCGGGACUGACGUGCGCGGCGUUGGCCGACGAGUAUGAUGACGCGGGCGACGCGGACGACGCGGACGGACCCGCUUCGAAGCGGUCGCGCGCGGCGUAGAAAACAAGCUUCGCGGCACGCCAUCGACGCGAUGUACUGCGUCUGUUCGAUGGCUUAGAGGUCGACGAAGGUCUCCCGCAAUAGCUCUCUUCACACAGGCCGCGCAAGAGGGGCGGCGAGCUCAUGGCCCUCAUUCGCGCCCAGGCGUGGCGCGACGCGCUCGAGGGAAAGCUCUCGGAGGUGUACCGCGAUCGGCUCGGCGCCGCCGUACUUCGCGAGUACGAGGCCGGUCCCGACGCCGUGUGCCCGCAGAAGAAGGAGGAUGUGUUCGCCUGUCUGAAUAAGACGGCUCUCGAGGACGUGAAAAUUGUCAUCGUGGGCCAGGACCCGUACCACGGCCCCGGGCAAGCGGACGGCCUCGCGUUCUCCUACGCGGCCGACGCGGAUGGUCGACUUCCUCCGACCUCGCGGAACAUCAUGAGCGAGCUCGAGCGCAACUACCCGGGCGCGGCGCCGUCGGAGAAGGACGAUGGAGACCUCUCUUCGUGGGCGCAGCAGGGCGUGCUGCUCCUGAACGUGUCGUUGACGGUGCGCGCCGGCAAGGCGGGGUCGCACCUGCAGCUCGGCUGGGGCCGGCUCACGGAGGCCAUCAUUAAACUCGUCGACGCGGGCGACAAGGGCGUCGUCUUCCUGCUGUGGGGGGACAAAGCGCACAAGCUCGCCGGCCUGAUCAACGAGGCCAAGCACAAGGUCAUCAAGACCUCGCACCCCUCGCCGCUCGGUUAUACCAAAACCGCGGCGCCGUUCGCGCGGUCCGGGUGCUUCAAGGCCGCCAACGAUUUCCUGGAGGAGAUCAGCCGCGGGCCCGUCGACUGGGACCUCUAG